Macrosiphum euphorbiae (potato aphid) is the source of this 393-nucleotide messenger RNA. NCBI's taxonomy places the organism in Eukaryota, Metazoa, Arthropoda, Insecta, Hemiptera, Aphididae. The record is from the annotation of a GenBank genome assembly.
AUGUCGGGCUACGAUUCCCGGAGUGACGGACCCGGAUUUGUCGGAAUUAGAUUCUGUCAAGAAUGUAACAACAUGUUGUAUCCAAAAGAAGACAAAGAACAUAAAGUACUGUUAUACGCUUGUCGAAAUUGCGAUCACAGACAAAUGGCUGACAGCAAUUGCAUUUAUGUGAACAAAAUUAUGCACGAAAUCAAUGAACUUACUCAUAUUGUUUCCGAUGUAACGUCUGAUCCAACUUUACCCAGGUCUGAAGAUCAUCCCUGUCCAAAAUGUAAACACCGAGAAUCAGUAUUUUUCCAAGCUCAAACUAGACGUGCAGAGGAGGAAAUGAGAUUAUAUUAUGUGUGUACCAAUCCACAUUGCAUACAUCGUUGGACUGAGUCAUCAAUUUAA